GGGGAGAGGAGAAAGAGCGGCGUGCGCGCGUGCGCAGUGGCUCGGGGAGGAGCGGGGGACCUGGCAGCAGGCUGGGAGGCUGCGAGCGAGCCGCGAACCGGGCGGGCGGCGGGCUGCGGGCGCGCGCACCAUGGGGGAGAAACCGGGCACCAGGGUCUUCAAAAAGUCGAGCCCCAACUGCAAGCUCACUGUGUACUUGGGGAAGCGGGACUUUGUAGACCACCUGGACAAAGUGGACCCCGUAGAUGGCGUGGUGCUCGUGGACCCUGACUACUUGAAGGAUCGCAAAGUGUUUGUGACCCUCACCUGCGCCUUCCGCUAUGGCCGCGAGGACCUGGAUGUGCUUGGCUUGUCCUUCCGCAAAGACCUGUUCAUCGCCAACUACCAGGCCUUCCCGCCGGCGCCCAACCCCCCGAGGCCCCCCACCCGCCUGCAGGACCGGCUGCUCAGGAAGCUGGGCCCACACGCCCACCCCUUCUUCUUCACAAUCCCCCAGAACCUUCCCUGCUCCGUCACCCUGCAGCCAGGCCCUGAGGACACGGGGAAGGCCUGCGGGGUAGACUUUGAGAUUCGCGCCUUCUGUGCCAAAUCACUAGAAGAAAAAAGCCACAAAAGGAACUCUGUGCGUCUGGUGAUCCGAAAGGUGCAGUUUGCCCCAGAGAAACCUGGCCCCCAGCCUUCAGCAGAAACCACACGCCACUUCCUCAUGUCCGACCGGUCCCUGCACCUUGAGGCCUCCCUGGACAAGGAGCUCUACUACCACGGGGAGCCCCUCAAUGUCAACGUCCACGUCACCAACAACUCCACCAAGACCAUCAAGAAGAUCAAAGUCUCUGUGAGACAGUACGCCGACAUCUGCCUCUUCAGCACUGCCCAGUACAAGUGCCCUGUAGCUCAGAUCGAACAAGAUGACCAGGUGUCCCCCAGUUCCACGUUCUGCAAGGUGUAUACUGUCACCCCGCUGCUCAGCGACAACCGGGAGAAGCGGGGUCUGGCCCUGGAUGGGAAGCUCAAGCACGAGGACACCAACCUGGCUUCCAGCACCAUCGUGAAGGAGGGCGCCACCAAGGAGGUGCUGGGCAUCCUGGUGUCCUACAGGGUCAAGGUGAAGCUGGUGGUGUCUCGUGGCGGGGACGUCUCUGUGGAGCUGCCUUUCGUCCUCAUGCACCCCAAGCCCCACGACCACAUCACCCUCCCCAGGCCCCAGACAGCUGCUCCGGACACAGGUGUACCCGUGGACACCAACCUCAUUGAAUUUGAUACCAACUAUGCCACGGACGACGACAUUGUGUUCGAGGACUUCGCCCGGCUCAGGCUAAAAGGGAUGAAGGAGGAGGAUUAUGAGGACCAGCUCUGCUAGGAGUGGGUGGGUGCGGAGGUGGGGGGCAGACUCUCCGCCCUCCCCGCCUCUGCCCAGCAGCUCCCCCCACCCAUGCCUCCCCUCCCUCCCUCCCGCACCGGCCGCCCCAGGCACACACUGGACCCAUCUCUCGUGGAACAUGGGCCUGAUGUUUUGGACUCCAGCUGCGCCCCCCCACCCCCUCCCCCGUGGGCGGCAAGCUGUGUUCAGACUAAAUUCUGCAGAGGGUGCUGGAAAGACAGCGGGGAAGUGGGGAGAAGGAACCCCGCGUUCAACCUCACAUCACAGCAACAGCUUCCCUUUCCAGGGAGAGGAGACCCUCUUGGGGGAGCAAGGCCACUUCUCUGUUUCUGAGCAUAAAGAAGAAAUUAAACCUUUUCAUAGGCAGGA
This is a messenger RNA of Mustela lutreola (European mink), 1750 nucleotides long. RefSeq names its product arrestin beta 2 (gene ARRB2). The transcript is spliced from 15 exons. Bases 131 to 1360 code for a protein of 409 amino acids. The record is from RefSeq and is a predicted model, not a curated record. Gene Ontology annotation, cellular component: cytoplasm. Lineage: Eukaryota; Metazoa; Chordata; Mammalia; Carnivora; Mustelidae. Gene Ontology annotation, biological process: G protein-coupled receptor internalization; signal transduction; positive regulation of ERK1 and ERK2 cascade. Gene Ontology annotation, molecular function: angiotensin receptor binding.